Molecule: messenger RNA, 1055 nt
Organism: Mycena citricolor
Lineage: Eukaryota; Fungi; Basidiomycota; Agaricomycetes; Agaricales; Mycenaceae
Source: the annotation of a GenBank genome assembly
CCGGGUGGCAUGACGGGCUGCAAGGCUCUAUUCGGAGGAAACAUUAAGCAGGUGAUUAUCAACGAGGCGUGGCCGCAGCUAAGACGUAUAGAUGAGAGCAUCGAUGUUGGGAACCAUAUGGAAGAAGAAUAUGCUGCACCUUCGGUACGGUGAGCGUAAUGGGCCCCGCAAUCGUAACUAUAAGCAACCUUCGGAUACUGGCCUGAACGGCCAGCUGAAGAAUGCUUCAGAUCACCAGCCAAGCGAAUACCUCAUGCGGUGUUUGCAAGUGUCAGGUCUCAUUGGAAUAAUAAAAAAUACAGUAGGAUAUCAUAUCAGUACAUCAUGCUGCGUGCAAAGUGGUGGCCGCCAGCGACUACGACCCCGAGCCAGACGACUUCUUCCCACCAAAUCUGCCUCCACUCAACAAACUGCCUGACUCCCUCAAUAGCAGACCCAUCCCCAUAAUGACCGCCCCUGUAAUCGCGAAUGGCGCCGCGAGUAUCAUGCCCACGCCUAGGCCAAUGUCCUUCAGGAUCGCGCCCUUCUGCACCUCAGGAGCCUUCUCGAAGGCAUCUGCACGGUGCGCCCAGUCCUCGCGCACGGCGUCCUCCGGAUGGCGCUCGGCGAUGUCCCGCAUGGAAGCGACGAUAGACCGCUCGAGCUCGGGUGUGCGCGACGUCCAGUUGUAUUUGCGUAUGCGGCUAUCCAGCUUGCGCAGGGCUGCACGGCAUUCGUCUUCUGUCAUCCUCGAGACCUUCUUGGUCUCUGAUUCGAAUGGAGGGGAGGAGGAGGAGGGGUCUGCCUCCGACGUCUUGGGUGGGGGUCCAGUGUACGGUGGAGGCAAGGCCUUUUCGUCGAUGAUAGCCAUGAUGAUGUGGUGGAUAGACUCGGAUUCAAGGAUGGGAGGAUUCGUGGGAUGUUUUCGAUUCUCGCUGGUAUGCGCACAUUUAAAUAGUCAACGCAAUGUAGGGCUGCGGAUGCUGCGCAGAGUUCCUCGCGCCGCGGGUAGUCAUCUUGGUUUGCAACGGAGAAACUCGAUGACAGGUCGGUGGCAGUGCGACACCCCAUCAGUG